AUGCAGAGCGCGACAUACCUUUGUGCCAAUGGAUUUUUCAAGGCGACUGAGAGUUUAAAGUUCAGGAUCACGGUAAAUGCCGAGCACUGUGGCGAGCGCGUCUUCGCUGUCCAACGCGUCGAGCACAGCGAGCUGUUCGUCGUUGCAUUCGUUGCCUACCGCGCUUUUCUCGCCUGGGACGGAUUCCCCAGAUCUUGCGAUACUCCCAGUGGGCGCGCAAGGCUGCUCAAGUCGAACGCGGCACACGGACUUCCCACGCCUUUCAUGCAAUGGAAUGUUGCGAUGGGGUUUGUCGACCGUCCGAAGAUUGGGCGGACACGACAGUGCUCUGUGCUCCCCUCGCAUAAACCCGUUGGAAUUCCGGUGCCGCUACAAGCGUCAGGAAACUCUGCUGUUUCUGUAAACGAUGAUGGCGAUGCUACAGCGGUUAACGACGUCUACGAUUCUCGCGGUCGGUCGGUCGACCAGCCCAGAUACCCUCGGAGGCCUUCGUCGUUGGACAUCCUUCACAUCUUCCUCUCUCCACAGAACCUUUCCUCCCCUACUCCUCAGAUCCAUACCGCCAACACCCUCCGCGCGUUGUAUCGUUCCCUUCGGCCUGAAGAUCUCUCUAAGCUUAGCUCACAGCGGCUCACUGAUCUCAUUUCUAUCUUCGGUACUCUCUCCGCCGACGACCCGCCAUCAUCACAUAGGAGCGCAUUGGCAGCUCAUAUGGACAAGCGCUCGUUCAGGACCUGGUGGAAAGUAGUUCUGCAGCUCGUGCGGGACAAGAAGAAUGCGGGAAAGAAGAUGCUACCGUCGGAUUACUAUUGGUUGGUCAGGGCGAGGACGUCGGGCCUGACUGGGAUAGAGAUAGAUGCUCUCGAGGACUCUUCAGGUACACUGUUCGUGGCGCGACAGGCGUAUCUUCGCAUCGAGUUCGACCAUACCAAUCCGGAUGUCCAUGUGCCAUAUUUGCGCACUCUAUUGUUACUUCGGCGGCCGAGUGCGACGACCGAGGUCGUGGGCUGGAUAUAUGCGCUUCUUACUGCUCGUUCAACCUUCACCCCUAGUUUGACGCGUAUCCUCUGGGACGUCGUCCUGGGCGAGGAUAUUGUGGUUCCCGAGCAUAUGAAGAGCAAGCUUUUAACUGCAAUUUGGCGUUGUGUGACUAGGCCAGUGCAGGAUGCUCAUGAUCGGUGGGAUAGCAGACAAUCCGAUCAGACCGAAGUCUCUUCAGGCAGCGGCGAAGCUGAUAAUGUGAUAUCUUGUGCCAAUGCGACUGGCCUCACACGUGCAGUGCUUGGAGCUGUUUUCCCCCCGCUUUCUCCACAGCCUAUACCUACCCCGGCACAGCAUCGAAUUCGUGCCUGGGCAGUCCACACAGCGGGUCACAUGCUCUCUCCCCUCUCCGAGACACCCAUCCGAUGGCGCAAUCUGGCCCUGCUUGCUGUCGCCAAUGCCCAUACGCCUGACCUAUCUUACGUCGGCGCGGCGUUCUCCUCGAGCGGCGAGCACGGCAAGAUUGCGCUCGUGGCCACCGAUUUCCGCGUCGUUGCUGUACUAUCCUUGCUCGAAAACAUUGCGCGGACGACAGAUCUAUCGCCCGAGGUACACGGUUUCGUGCGCGGGAUUUGGCGCAUCUGGGUCGAGGCCGUGGACGACGAUCGGUCGGUGCACCCCGCGGUCGUCCGGCCCAUAAUCGCGUCGUUCUUGCGUCUAGCCGCGCGUUCGCGGGAUGACGACCUCCGGCGAUCGUGUGUAGGUCUGUGCGCCACCGGCUUCUGGACGUUCGACGUGGGAGACGAUUUCGCAAAGCGACAGGUACAGGCGCUCUCGGCCGAUUGCCUCGUCGCCGCAGCCAUGUGUGGGAAUACAGAAUGGGGGGACAUGAUUUCUUCCCUUCCGCAUUUCGUCUCGAUACCGCAAUGGCAACCGAACCUGACGAGGAAUGUCUUGAUGCGUUUGGCGAACUUGGAUGCGGGGCUGGCACGGGACGUGUACGCCGCGUGGAACACCCGUCUCGAAGUUCCGGUGGACGUCGUAGGGCCGCUCAGUGCGGCUUUGAUCAGGCAAAACCACUGGGAAUCUGCGAUGCAUCUGUUACUCGAAUCUCAAUAUCGGUUUAGGGGUGAUGAGGGUGAACGUGCUCUGGGGGUCAUCUUGUUUCCUUUGGCGAAGCAGGGUGACCGGUACAUUGACCUGCAGGUGGCCAGACUAAUUGCCGAUGCUAUGUCCGAGCUCUACCAGUCUCAGUCCUUGACCCCUCCUACUCGAUUCAGAGGUCGCAUUUCGUUCGCUCUACUCACCCUGGUCAAUACCGGCUAUCCUACCAUCGCAAUCAAAGUGUUCAAGAAUAUAGUAACAAAGAAGCCCCGAUAUUUCACCGGUUCUUUCGUCCACAAUUUUUUGCAGGCAUUCGUUGCACAUCGGCAGUUUUCAAGUGCUGUCCAACUUGUGGGGGAUGCUGCAACUCUAUAUCCUUCGCAAGCGCGCCGAUGGCGCCGGUACAUACUCCUAAGGCUAUCGCAGAACGGAUCCCAUCGGCUCGCCGCGACUGUCGCUCCGGGGGUGACCAGGCGUUCAUUCGGCAGCGCACUCGCUCACGCGAUUAAUUUUGAUGCGACGUCGGUUCGUCACAGAAGGCUAGCAGGGUUCCGGAUGCUCAGAUGGAUGAAACGACCUCGCCAGGUAGAAGGCUCGGCGAGUCUCCACUGGGCAUUGGACCUCCUCGCGCAAUCGCGCAGUGUCGGUGCCGUGCGGAAAGUCCACGCACGCCUAGCGCUUGCAAAGGACGAUCAGCAGACGCUCGGCAACAUUAUUCUACACAACUAUGUGCGACGGCGGAAGUCCCGUGACGGGCAGAACGUCAGGGACGUGCUGCGCGCGCUGAAUCAUCUUGUCUCAGAACACGGCUUUGUUCCGGACCGUGUCACGACGAACAUCGUGCUCAAGGCGAUGCUUAGGUGGAAGGUCGGCAUGGACGGCUUCAAGGUCCGCGCGCUGUUCGACCAUCUCAUCCGCGCUGGCUAUCCCGGCGGGCCGAGGUUCUCUGGGGUUGGAGAGGAUGUGCCGUUUGGGACGAAGGGGAUUGACAGGUUGCCGUCGGGAGUGCCGCUUUCGGGUGCGAAGGGGGAGGUCAAGUUCUUUCGGCACGUGAGGCCGCUAUACAAGAUGAUUAUCAAGGCUAUGUUUGUGAGAGGGGAUGGUGCUGGGGCAAGGAUGGUGGUGGGGGUUCUUCAGGAUGUCACACAGGAGACCAGAGAUCGAUCUAUGAGGGGAGGGCUGGAGCGGGAGGGAGAGGAACAUAGUCAGGUAUAAUUUAUACGGGUUGUGUAGGUGCUAUCAACAUGGUUUGGGAUGCCCCGGAGGAGUCUCGUGCGUUGUGUUUUGUCGUGUAUAUGCGCAUACAGGAAGGGACAAUAGAGCUUGUCGCCGCU
Molecule: messenger RNA, 3419 nt
Organism: Heterobasidion irregulare TC 32-1
Lineage: Eukaryota; Fungi; Basidiomycota; Agaricomycetes; Russulales; Bondarzewiaceae
Exons: 4
Coding region: 1-3300 (1099 amino acids)
Source: RefSeq, a predicted model, not a curated record